This is a messenger RNA of Cebus imitator (Panamanian white-faced capuchin), 6418 nucleotides long. RefSeq names its product MAM and LDL receptor class A domain containing 1 (gene MALRD1). Gene Ontology annotation, cellular component: membrane. Gene Ontology annotation, molecular function: protein binding. The transcript has 38 exons. The coding region runs from base 137 to 6418 and encodes 2093 amino acids. Lineage: Eukaryota; Metazoa; Chordata; Mammalia; Primates; Cebidae. The record is from RefSeq and is a predicted model, not a curated record.
AGUAUCCAGUUAGAAGAAGCAAAUCUGGGAACGGAAGAAUAUCGAAAAAAAGAAUGUUUCCAAUGAUGGACUUCCUUAUUACCACUGCUUGAUCUCUAAUAGACAAUACCAAGGAAUACUUUUCUUCCUGGACAGAAUGUUGGCAAUCCCAAUGAAUGAAGCUUUUUGUUUCCUUUGGAUUGCCUGUGUUUUCACUUCUGCACUGGGUCGGCAAGGAACAGAAAGCUUUCAGUGUGACAAUGGAGUCUUCUUGCCUCCUGACUGUGUUUGUGACUUCACAGAUCAGUGUGGGGACAACAGUGAUGAACAGCACUGCUCGAAUUAUGAAAGAUGUGAUUUUGAGGAUGGGCUCUGUAGUAUGGCUCAAAAUCAGAGUCUGCAACCUAGCUGGACAAAGAGAAAUGGGAUGACCGGCCUGUCACUUCCAUUUUAUGAUCACAAUGGUGAUAAGUCUGCUCACUUUCUCUCACUGGUUUCCAGAGUGGAUUUUAUUUCCUCAAGUUUAAGAAGCAGAGUUUUCCUUCCUACACAUGAUCAAUAUGACUGCCAGAUUACAUUUUAUUACUUCUCCAGCCAAGAGAGUGGCAAAUUAAUGGUUGGAAUUCAAACUGCUUGUGAAGGUCGUAUUCAGCAUUUAUGGCAAAACACAGCUGCACUCUCAAAUCAGUGGGAGAGAAAUGUCAUCAAAAUCCAGAGUUCACAGAGAUUUCAGGUUGUUUUUCAAGGUCAAAUGGCUUCAACUGAUGAACAGGAUAGAGUCAUGGCUAUUGAUGAUAUAUCUUUCAGUUCAGGCUGUUUGCCUGCCAAUGAUGGAAUUUUACCAUGUCAAGAAGCAUUGAAUGCUGAGCAGGAACUUUGCCAUCCAGAUACAGACCUCUGCAGAUUUGAUGCUACAUAUGAAGGAUUGAGAUCAUGUCAGGCCUGUGGGUUUGAAUUUGACAUGUGUGAGUGGAUGUCAGAAGCAUCUGCUGCCCACAUUUCCUGGAUGCGCACAAAAGCAAGAGAGGUCCCUGCAUUAGAAUCCACACCUCAGCAGGAUCAAAGAGGUUAUUAUAUAUGGGUAGGGGCAAAGCAUGCUUUUACUGUUAACCAGUUAGACAGCAGGGCUUACCUAAAUAGCUCUGUGUAUCAUUGCUUGGGCAAGAGCUGUCAUCUUCAAUUCUAUUAUUCUAUGGAAAACAGUGUCCUGAGAGUAAGGCUGUAUAAUAAUAAGGAAGAAGAAAUAUUUUGGACAUAUAACACAUCAACUCACAGCCAAUGGGUGAAAGCAGAUGUGUUAAUACCAGAAGGUCUGAAGACAUUUAAGAUUAUUUUUGAAGGGACUCUUUUGAGCCAGAGAAGUUUUAUUGGGCUUGAUCAUCUCUGGGUCUAUGCCUGUGGACAGACCCAAUCCAGAAAGCUUUGCGCUGCAGAGGAAUUCCCUUGCACCAGUGGCCAGUGCAUCGCCAAUGAAUCCAUCUGUGACUCUCGGCAGGACUGCUCUGAUGGAAGUGAUGAAGAGCCGGCAACUUGCUUAAAGCAUCUCACCUGUGACUUUGAGUCUGAUUUCUGUGGCUGGGAGCCAUUUCUCACAGAAGAUUCACACUGGAAGCUGGUGAAAGGAUUGAAUAAUGGAGAGUACCACUUUCCCGCAGCUGAUCACACAGCAAACAUAAAUCAUGGAUCUUUUAUUUAUUUGGAGGCACAGCAAACCCCUGGGGUGGCUAAGCUUGGAAGUCCUGUUCUUACAAAAUUGCUCACUGCUUCUACUCCAUGUCAGGUGCAGUUUUGGUAUCAUUUGUCUCAACAUUCAUAUCUCUCGGUUUUUACAAGAACAUCUCUAGAUGGAAACUUGCAAAUGCAAGGCAAAACAAUCAGAUCUUCUGAAUCUCGGUGGAGCCAUGCAAAAAUUGAUCUCAUUGCAAAAGCAGAAGACUCGACUCUACCUUUUCAGUUAAUUUUGGAAGCUACUGUUUUGUCAACAAAUGCUACCGUCGCUCUAGAUGACAUCAGUGUAUCCCAGGAAUGUGAAAUUUCCUAUAAGUCACUUCCAGGGACCCAUAUCCAAAGCAAAGUUUCCAAGUGUGAUUUUGAAGCAAACAGCUGUGGUUGGUUUGAAGCAAUUAGUGGUGACCAUUUUGAUUGGGUACGGAGCUCUCAGAGUGAACUUUCUGCUGAUUUUGAGCACCAGGCUCCACCUCGGGAUCAUAGUCUCAACACAUCUCAAGGGCAUUUUAUGUUCAUUCUGAAGGAAAGCAGCAGCUUGUGGCAAGUUGCUAGGCUCCAGAGCCCAACUUUCAGCCAGACAGGACCUGGAUGCAUACUUUCCUUCUGGUUCUAUAACUAUGGCCUGUCAGUGGGAGCAGCUGAGCUGCGACUACAUAUGGAAAAAUCUCAUGACUCAACAGUGCUUUGGAGAGUAUUAUACAAUCAGGGCAACCAAUGGUCGGAGGCAAUCAUUCAGCUAGGGCGCCUUUCUCAGCCCUUCCACUUGUCACUAGAUAAAGUCAGUCUGGGCAUUUAUGAUGGGGUCUCAGCUAUUGAUGACAUCCGAUUUGAAAAUUGUACUCUCCCCCUUCCUGCUGAGAGCUGUGAAGGGCCGGAUCAUUUCUGGUGUCACCACACCAGGGCUUGCAUAGAAAAGCUUCAGUUAUGUGAUCUGGUGGAUGACUGUGGUGAUCGUACUGAUGAAGUCAACUGUGCACCUGAGCUGCAGUGUAACUUUGAAAAUGGAAUCUGUAACUGGGAACAAGAUACAAAGGAUGACUUCAAUUGGACCAGGAACCAAGGUCCAACGUCAACACUUAACACAGGGCCAAUGAAAGAUAAUACUCUGGGCACAGCUAAAGGACAUUAUCUCUACAUAGAAUCUUCAGAGCCACAGGCUUUUCAAGACAGUGCUGCCUUACUCAGCCCAAUCCUUCAUGCCACUGAUACAAAAGGCUGCACUUUCCGCUUCUAUUACCACAUGUUUGGAAAGCACAUUUAUAGGUUGGCGAUCUACCAGCGAAUCUGGAGUGACACAAAAGGACAGCUGUUGUGGCAGAUAUUUGGGAAUCAAGGCAACAGAUGGAUAAGGAAACACCUCAACGUUUCCAGCAGGCAGCCCUUUCAGAUAUUGGUGGAGGCUUCAGUGGGAGAUGGCUUCACUGGAGAUAUUGCGAUUGAUGAUCUGUCAUUCAUGGACUGCACCCUCUACCCUGGUAAUUUGCCAGUGGACCUCCCAACUCCACCAGAAACUUCAGUUCCUGUAACAUUACCUCCACACAACUGCACAGACGAUGAAUUUGUCUGCAGGUCUGACGGUCACUGCAUUGAAAAAAUGCAGAAGUGUGAUUUUAAAUAUGACUGCCCUGACAAAUCAGAUGAAGCAUCCUGUGUUAUGGAAGUUUGCAGCUUUGAGAAAGGAAGCCUGUGUAAAUGGUAUCAACCAAUCGCAAUACAUUUACUUCAAGAUUCAAACACAUUCAGGUGGGGACUUGGGAAUGGGAUUAGCAUUCAUCAUGGGGAAGAAAACCACAGGCCAUCGGUGGAUCAUACAAAAAAUACCACAGAUGGCUGGUACUUGUAUGCUGACAGUUCUAAUGGGAAAUUUGGUGACACGGCUGACAUUCUCACUCCUGUCAUUUCACUCACGGGACCAAAAUGUACCUUGGUGUUCUGGACACAUAUGAAUGGGGCCACCGUUGGUUCUCUGCAGGUACUCAUCAAGAAAGACAACAUUACUUCUAAAUUGUGGGCUCAAACCGGACAGCAAGGUGCACAGUGGAAGAGGGUAGAAGUGUUUUUAGGCAUUCAGUCACAUACACAGAUUGUCUUCAGGGCCAAACGUGGUAUCAGUUACAUAGGAGAUGUAGCAGUGGAUGAUAUUUCCUUCCAAGAUUGUUCCCCUUUGCUUAGCCCAGAGAGAAAGUGUACUGCUCAUGAAUUCAUGUGUGCUAAUAAGCACUGCAUCGCAAAAGACAAGCUGUGUGAUUUUGUGAAUGAUUGUGCAGAUAAUUCAGAUGAGACUACUUUCAUUUGCCGUACCUCCAGUGGGCGCUGUGAUUUCGAAUUUGAUCUUUGCUCCUGGGAGCAGGAGAAAGAUGAGGACUUUUACUGGAAUCUGAAAGCUAGCAGCAUCCCCGUAGCAGGCACAGAGCCAGCAGCAGAUCACACCUUGGGAAAUUCAUCUGGUCAUUACAUCUUUAUACAGAGUUUAUUCUCUCAGCAGCCCAUGAAAGCAGCCAGAAUUUCAAGCCCCGUUAUAAGCAAGAGAAGCAAAAACUGCAAGAUUAUUUUUCAUUAUCACAUGUAUGGAAAUGGCAUUGAGGCACUCACCUUAAUGCAGGUGUCAGUCACAAACCAAAUGAAGGUUUUAUUUAACCUCACUGUAGAACAAGGCAAUUUCUGGCAGAGGGAAGAAUUGUCGCUGUUUGGUGAUGAAGACUUCCAACUCAAAUUCGAAGGUAGAAUUGGAAAAGGUCAGCGUGGCGACAUUGCACUUGAUGACAUUGUACUUACGAGGAAUUGUCUGUCACUCCAUGAAUCCAUGCAAGAAGAACUAGCAUUGCCUCUUCCAACAGAUUUCUGUCCACUUGGCUAUUGGGAAUGUCAGAGUGGCAAAUGCUAUAGACUGGAAGAAAGAUGUAACUUCAUAGAUGACUGUGGAGAUAAUACUGAUGAAAAUGAGUGUGGCAGCUCCUGUACUUUUGAAAAAGGCUGGUGUGGCUGGAAAAACUCCCUGGCUGACAACUUUGACUGGGUUUUAGGGGUUGGCUCCCAUCAAAGCUUAAGACCUCCCAAAGACCACACACUUGGAAAUGAAAAUGGGCACUUUGUGUAUCUGGAGGCUACUCCAGUGGGCCUUCGGGGUGACAAAGCACACUUCAGGAGUGCCAUGUGGCGAGAAUCCAGUGCAGCCUGCACCAUGAGCUUCUGGUAUUUCAUAUCUACAAAGGCCACAGGGUCCAUUCAGGUUCUCAUCAAGACAGAGAAAGGACUAUCAAAAGUAUGGGAAGAAAGUAAGCAGAACUCUGGUUAUCAUUGGCAAAAGGCUGAUAUCCUCCUAGGAAAAUUAAGGAAUUUUGAAGUCAUAUUUCAAGGUAUCAGAACAAGGGAUCUAGGAGGAGGAGCUGCGAUUGAUGAUAUUGAAUUUAAAAACUGCACAACUGUGGGAGAGAUCUCUGAGGUUUGUCUGGAAACCACUGAUUUUUUGUGCCGGGACAAGAAGUGUAUUGCAUCCCACCUUGUUUGUGACUAUAAACCAGACUGCUCUGAUAGGUCUGAUGAGGCUCACUGUGCACUGUAUACAAGCACAACAGGAAGCUGCAAUUUUGAAACAAGUCCAGGAAACUGGACCACAGCCUGCAGUCUUACUCAAGACUCUGAGGAUGACUUGGACUGGGCCAUUGGCAGCAGUAUUCCUGCCAAAGCAUUGAUUCCAGACUCUGAUCACACACCAGGUAGUGGUCAGCACUUCCUGUACGUCAACUCAUCGGGCUCCAAGAAAGGAUCCAUUGCCAGAAUUACUACCUCCAAAUACUUCCCAGCAAGCCUCGGAAUGUGUACUGUUCGGUUCUGGUUCUACACGAUCGAUCCCAGGAGUAUGGGAGUAUUAAAGGUGUAUACCAUUGAAGAAUCAGGGCUAAACAUCCUGGUGUGGUCAGUGAUUGGAAAUGAGAGAGUGGGAUGGACAUAUGCAUAUGCACCUCUCUCCAGUAACAGUCCCUUUAAGGUGGCAUUUGAAGCUGAUUUGGAUGGAAAUGAGGACAUAUUUAUUGCUCUUGAUGACAUCUCUUUUACCCCAGAGUGUGUGACUGGAGGUCCUGUCACAGUGCAGCCAUCACCCUGUGAAGCCGAUCAGUUUUCUUGUAUCUACACACUCCACUGUGUCCCUCUCUCAGGGAAAUGUGAUGGACAUGAAGACUGCAUAGAUGGAUCUGAUGAAAUGGAUUGUCCACUCAGCCCCACCCCUCCACUCUGUAGUAACAUGGAGUUCCUGUGCUCUACAGACGAAUGUAUCCCUUCCCUCCUGCUAUGCGAUGGGGUGCCUGACUGCCACUUUAAUGAAGAUGAACUCGUCUGCUCCAACAAGAGCUGUUCUAAUGGAGCUCUGGUCUGUGCCUCCUCUAACAGCUGUAUCCCAGCCCACCAGCGCUGUGAUGGUUUUGCCAACUGCAUGGAUUUUCAGCUCGAUGAGUCCAGCUGCUCAGAAUGUCCAUUAAAUUACUGCAGAAAUGGUGGGAUUUGUGUAGUGGAGAAGAAUGGUCCUAUGUGUCGAUGUGGACAAGGAUGGAAAGGAAAUAGAUGCCAUGUCAAGUUUAAUCCCCCUACAGACUUCACGUACUCUCAGAACAAUAUAUGGACUCUCCUGGGUAUUGGAUUAGCAUUCCUGAUGACUCAUAUCAUAGUUGCGAUCUUGUGUUUUCUUGCAAACAGAAAAGUGCCAGUAAGGUAA